AUUUGAUCGCGCCACCUACUGUGAUUAAGCCGCAAUAAAACUGAUAUCCAAUGGUAUGUGUUCUCUUUUGUCUGAUAGUUUCUACAUAACUGUGCUUCUGACUCGUUGCAUGUAUUUUGCCGGAUAUACUGAAAUAGAUCAUUCUUUGAAUUUAUUCAAAUAGGAACAACUGUCCAUCUCUAGUAAAGAUCUCAAGAUGCCCACCAUUGGUAUUAAAGAAGAGUUGCUGUUUAAUGCUUUAGGGAGGAAGUAUACUGAACAAGAGUUCAGUGAUUUAUGUUUUGAAUUUGGUUUAGAACUUGAUGAAGUAGUACUUGAAAAACCUGAUCCUACAAAAGAUCUAGAAGUCAGUGUAUUCAAAAUUGAUAUUCCUGCAAAUCGUUAUGAUUUGCUAUGUCUAGAAGGUGUUUGUAGAUCUUUGCUAAUUUUUCAAAAUAAAAUAGAUAUACCACGAUACAUUUUAUCAUCUCCUCAAGAAAAACAGAAGUUGAUAAUUGAUGCUGCAACUGCAGAAGUUAGGCCUUUUGCAGUUGCUGCUGUAUUACGAGGCAUCACAUUUACUCAGAGUAGUUACGAUAGUUUCAUUGAUUUGCAGGAUAAAUUACACCAAAAUAUAUGCCGCAGAAGAACACUUGCUGCUAUAGGAACACAUGAUCUUGACACCAUAAAUGGGCCUUUCAUUUUCACUGCUAAAGCACCUAAAGAUAUCAAAUUUUGCCCCUUAAAUAAAGAUAAAAAAUAUACAGCAGAAGAAUUAAUGGAUAUCUAUGCAAAUGAUGUGCAUUUGAAACAGUAUCUUCAUAUUAUAAAAGAUAAACCUGUUUAUCCUGUUAUAUAUGACCAGAAUGGUGUAGUUCUUUCUAUGCCACCAAUAAUAAAUGGUGAACAUUCCAAAAUCACUCUUAACACAAAAAAUAUCUUUAUUGAAAUCACUUCAGUAGAUCUGCAUAAAGCCAAAGUUGUUCUUGAUACUAUUGUCUGCAUGUUUAGUGAAUAUUGUGAAGAACCAUUUGUUACUGAACCAGUGGAAGUUGUUGAUCCCAGUGACAAUAUUGUGAUUUAUCCUGAAUUAAAAUAUAGGACAGAAGUAUUAUCAGCAGAAUCUAUAAAUAAAAAAAUUGGAAUAAAUGAAACACCAGAAAGUAUUGCUAAGUUAUUAACGAAAAUGUGCUUAAAAUCAGAAGUUGUCUCAGAAAGUGGAUCUUCUGUAGUUAAAGUUGAAAUCCCUCCUACGAGACAUGAUAUAAUGCAUGCACGUGAUAUUAUGGAAGAUGUUGCUAUUGCAUAUGGUUACAAUAACAUAACAAAAACUAUUCCUCAGACUGUUACGAUUGCUUCACAGCUUCCAUUAAAUAAACUUUCAGAUCAACUAGCACUUGAACUAGCACAAGCUGGCUUUACUGAAGCACUUACUUUUACAUUAUGCUCCAGGGAUGACAUCUCCACCAAGCUCAGAAAUACUGAAGAAUUAUUAAAAGCUGUUCACAUUUCCAAUCCUAAAACUCUUGAAUUCCAGGUAGUGAGGACUUCGUUACUUCCUGGUCUUCUAAAAACCAUCAAUGCAAAUAAAAAAAUGCCAUUACCUAUGAAACUUUUUGAGAUAUCGGAUGUAGUAGUGAAAGAUCCUAGCAUGGAUGUUCGAGCACGAAAUGAACGAAGACUAGCUGCAGUUUACUACAAUAAACGACCUGGUUUUGAAAUCAUACAUGGCGUUUUAGAUAGAAUCAUGCAACUUCUCGAUGUUCCAAAUUUAAAUGAAAAGAAUUGUGAUGCUGGAUAUAUUAUUAAAGCAUAUGAUAACCCUAUGUUUUUCCCUGGACGCUGUGCUGAAAUCAUUGUAUAUGGUAAAACAAUUGGCACACUUGGUGUCUUACAUCCUGAGUCUGUGACUAACUUUGAUUUGAAUUUACCUUGUUCUGCCUUGGAGAUAAAUAUUGAACCUUUUCUGUAAUCAAAUUGAAUUUUUUUAAAACAUCUGUGCUUGACAAAUACAUAUAAAUGCUGAUUCUUAUGUAAAAAUGUUUGCACGUUUAAGGCUUGAAGGUUAUACUUUUAAUAAUCAUUCCCUUUCUUAAUGAAAUUACACAUGCAUAUUGUUAUGUAAUUUAACCACUUGACAUAAAAUAUGGCUUUAUGUAUAUUUAUUUGGCAUCAUAUUUUUCAUUGACUUUAAAAAAUGUAAGAAGAAAGGAGAAAUAAAAAUGGGAUACAAUCAUGAAGUUACUUUUUAUGUUCUUGUUACCUUAUAUGAGUGGUUUCAUUAUAAAUGGGCUUGUGGUUAGAAUACUUAAUUUUUAUAAUUAAGAAGUUUUUAUUAAAAUAGGUAUGUUGCAUCUAAAUAUUUCAUAAAAUAUAUUUUUUAAUUAUUAAUAAAUAAUUCAUAAACUGUAUUUUUAUUUUAAUUAAUUUUAUGAAUAAUUCAUAGCUAUAUUUCUCAGGUAGUAGUGUUAUGAGUACAAUUUUAUUCAUUUAGUGCAUUAAGACCUCUCUACUUUUGUUGAAAUAUUCUGCUUCCAUAAAAUAAAAUAUACUAGUAUGCAAAAUGUAAGCAACUUUUCUGAUUUGAGUAUUAAUUUUGCAAACAAUCAACUGUGAGACGAGAAAUUCAUAUUAUAGAGGAACAAUGUAAUAUAUAAAGGAUAGGAAAAGUAUGGUAGCAAGAAAAAUGAAUAGAACAUGUACAGUACAGAUAAAGAUAUUAACAGUACUAAGCUAUAAAUUUAAGUCUGGAAAACAUUUACUGUAACAGCCAUCUGAUAAUCUACCAAGAAGUAACUCUUUAUCAUAUUGUUAUCUGUUUCUCAGUAUAGACAUUUCAUUCAAUUAUCAGUCUCAUUCUCUGUAUAGGUAGUCUUUACAAAUAUAUUAGUUUUGUUUCAUAUUUCAUCAUUUAUUUUUAAAGAAUAGGAAUAAUGAAUUUGGGGUAGAAGAAUAAUGAACUACUAUUUGCUUUCUAGGCUAAACCAAACAUUCUAUACAGAAUUUUAUAUGAUAUUUGAAACAUCUUUUAUUAAAAAUAGUAUUACUGAAAAUGUUCAUAACUAAUAUUUAUUAGACACAUUAUAAGCUGCAUAUCCAUAUGUUAUAAACUACAUAUCUAUUCGAUGUAAUCUUAAAAAGACUGAAAUUAUUUUAAAUAUGUUUGUUGCUCUUAAAACACUAAGCAAACCAGUGCAGUUUUAAUUUGAAAGAUUAAAAUAUGUCAUGUUAAAUCACUGGAAACUGUCUUUUUUGCUGGGUGCCAUGGAAGAUAAAGAUUAUAUGUGAUGUUGAAUGGCAACACUCUGGGAAUUGAUUAUUUUCUUAGUUUUGUUGAAGAUAAAUUGAAGAUCUUAUGUUUAAUAUAGUAACAAUAUUUGUCAAGUUAUGUGAAAAAUAAAGACAUGGUAUCACAGCUUAAUAUAAUUAUAAAUGUAAUAAUAAAUAAACUUUUGCUAGACCUUUGCUAGCCUGAUUAUUAUUAGACAGGUUUCCAAUGUCAAAAACAUUUAAAGCAGCUUCAUUUGUUUGUAUUUUGUCAUGAAAAUAGCUUGAUGCAUAGCAAGAUUUGUUUCCAGUCCUUUUCUAAUAAUAAGUGCUUUUCUUCUUUAUAAUAAUAAUAAUACAUGCUACUAAAAUUACCCUUUAAAUAUUAAAAAUUUUAUCAAAUGAGACUGAAAAUUUCCCUUGAAGCAAAAUAAGUAGAUCUCAGGCUUUUCAGCAACUUAGAUUUUUGCUUAGUUUAUCUAUAUAAUGAGUAAUUUAGUGUGGCAUUAAGAAAAAAAAAAAAAAAAAAUAUUUCUAUUAACUAUAGCUCAGAUUUUAGCAAGUAAUAUGUAAUUUGCAAUAUAUAUCUACAUUAUAAAGCAUGUUACUUUGUUACAUCAUGUAAUAUCAUAUGUUCUCUUUAUUGUUAUUAUUAGACAUUAAAUUUCAUCUCAUAAUUGAUUUUUUCAUUUUAUACAAAUGUUUUAUAUUUAAGCAUGAAAAUAAAAAUUACUGUACAUUUGCA
Molecule: messenger RNA, 3991 nt
Organism: Stegodyphus dumicola
Lineage: Eukaryota; Metazoa; Arthropoda; Arachnida; Araneae; Eresidae
Gene: beta-PheRS
Product: phenylalanine--tRNA ligase beta subunit
Biological process (GO): phenylalanyl-tRNA aminoacylation
Cellular component (GO): phenylalanine-tRNA ligase complex; cytoplasm
Molecular function (GO): ATP binding; magnesium ion binding; phenylalanine-tRNA ligase activity
Source: RefSeq, a predicted model, not a curated record